GAUUGGCACACGAUGUCCACAGAAGAUCUCUUCCAACGGUUGGACAGCAACCCUCUCGGUCUCACUCAAGACCAGGUCAACAGCCGAUUGCUAAAAGGCCGCAACUCUUUCCAGCCUAGACGCCUAUCGCUUUUUUCCAAAGCUUUUAGCUGUGUGUUUGGAGGCUUUGGAUCCCUCAUCUUCGUUUCUGCCAUUCUCAGCUUCCUCAGCUGGAAACCAUUUGGAAAUGAUCAGGCUCACCCUACGGCCAAAUUGGGUCUAGGUAUAGUCUUGCUCAUAAUCCUUUUGGUUCAAGCAUGUUUCAAGGCGUGGCAGCUUCGCAUCACUGGUCGAGCCAUGAGGUCGAUUACUGACCAUGUCGGCAAUGAGACAUCCGUAUUGAGAGACGGAGGUAGUUGCACGAUUCCAUCAGAGGAGCUCGUUCCUGGAGACUUGGUCAAAAUAAGUACUGGUUCAAGAAUACCCGCCGACAUGCGCCUGAUUCUGGCCUCAUCAGAUCUAACCUUCGAUCGCACUAUGCUCACCGGUGAAAGCAAUCUGAUCGUUGGAACAACAGAUGUAUCUAUCGGAGAUGACUAUGAAGCCCAUAAUAUGGCUCUCCAAGGAACUCUUUGCACCAGCGGAAAUGGCGUAGGUAUACUCGUCGAUACUGGGGCAGAUACGGUCUUUGGAAGUAUUGCAAUGCUGGUAUCAUUACAGAAAAAUCGCAUGACACUCUUGGAAAAAGAAAUCAGACGUUUUGUCAUCAUUAUUUGUCUUCUGGCCGUGUCCGUCGCAGUCCUUUGGAUAGUACUUUGGGCUGGAUGGCUACGAACGCAGUAUCCCAAAUUCAUGUCUGCGUCAGACUUAUUGGUCAACAUCGUCUCUCUUAUGGUCGCUUUCAUUCCAGAGGGCUUACCAAUAUGUAUCACUCUCGGAUUAACUAUCCUUUCACGACAACUAGCUGCCAAACAGAUCCUAUGCAAAUCGCUGUCCACUGUUGAAACUCUUGGGACUGUUGACGUUGUCCUUUCAGACAAGACCGGAACACUGACAUCAGGUCGCAUGAAAGUGACGGAUGUUGUGAUUGGGAAGAAGAUCAUCUCUACAUCGGACUUACGCGGACAUUGUCUCGUCAGCUACGGAAAGGACGUCUCGCCUUUGGGCAAGGUAGCAAAUGAUCUCGCUGCGAUCGCUGCGGUCUGUAACGGCUCUCGUUACAUCGAUGCUGAGCCAUUAUUGGACGACGAGGAAGGAAAAUCUCCCAUUAAUGGAAAUUCAACGGAUGCUUCUUUGAUCAGGUAUGCCCAUCUGUUCGGACCCGUCAGUCAGUAUCAAGAGCAGUGGAUCGAAGUCUUCGACCUCGCUUUCAAUUCAGACAUCAAGUUCUGCGCGAAGCUUCUGAAGCCACGACUCACCUCACAGGCGCCGGCUGGUGUUCAAAGUGACCCCAACUUCACAUCCGAGAGCGUGUCUAUAUUUGCCAAAGGGGCUCCUGAAAUACUUUUACAACGCUGCACACACAUAUGUCGCCCGAACGGAAGUGUGGAACCACUCAAUUCUGCAACCAUGGAUUCCUUAAUCAAGACUCAAGAGGCAAAUGCUGCUGUAGGAAGCAGAGUCAUCAUGUUGGUGCGCAAGACUUUUCCCAUUCUAGAUUUGUACAGUGACAUACCAGCCGGGAAGUCUUUAUCGGACCUUGUUGUGGACAUGACCGUCGUCGGGCUCUUAGUCCUCUCUGACCCACCCAAGCAUGAUGCAGGCAAGACUGUGGGAAUAUGUCGCCGAGCUGGAAUGAGGUUUUUGGUCGUGACCGGGGAUUUAGGCCAAACAGCUGUUGGCGCCCUCACAGUCGAACCAGUUGGACUGAAAGACCUCAAAGCAGAUAUUCCUAUUGAGCUUGUUGCACCCUAUCAGCCCAAGCCAGCCUCGCAACUGCGUGCCAUUUGCUUGACGGGAACAGAGCUAACGGUGAUGAAUGAAUCCCAAUGGAAGCAAUGUAUUGGUUUCGACGAGAUCAUCUUUUCUCGCACCACUCCGCAACAAAAACUGGAAAUUGUUCGCAGGUUUCAAGACAACGGUCACGUCUGUGCUGUCACAGGAGAUGGAGUGAACGAUGCAACCGCUUUGAAAGCUGCUGACAUAGGGAUCGCCAUGGGAUCCGGAAGUGAAGUAGCUAUGGAGGCUGCAGAUCUUGUUUUGUUGAAUGAUUUUGGAAGCGUUGUCACAGCUACUCUCUAUGGAAGGCUUUGUUUCGAAAAUCUGAAGAAACUGACCUUGUACUUGCUUCCUUCCGGAAGUUUUAGCGAGUUGAUCCCAAUGCUACUUGUCCUCUGUGCAGGUCUUCCAGACCUUCUCAAUCCGAUCCAAAUGAUAAUCAUCUGUAUAGGAACAGAUGUCCUACCAGCUCUUGCUCUCAUUUUUGAGCAACCGGAAAAAGAUUUGCUCUUAAAAGCACCAAGGAAACAAGCAAAGGAAAAAUUGAUUGAUUUCAAGACUCUGGCUCAUGCAUACAUGUUGUUGGGUCUUUUUCAAUCCAUAUUUUCACUGGUCAUCGCGUUUCACUUUGGAUUCUAUCAACGAGGCGUCAAUCUGUCUGACCUACUUUUCUCCUAUGGACGAGCCACGGUCGACGCAGAUCUGCUAGAAGAGGCAACUAAGGCCGCACAGUCUAUCUAUUUCUUCAGCAUCAUCUUUUCUCAAUGGGGGACUUUACUUUCCACGAGGACACGAAGGUUAUCGAUCAUCAAUCAUUUUCCUGGAUCACAAGGAGCGGGAAAAAACCUCUUCAUCUUCCCUGCAAUGUUCAUCAGUCCUAUCUUGGCUUUCAUAAUCUCCUUUAUACCUUUCUUUCAAGAAACUUUGGGAACUAGACGGAUUGGUUAUGAAAGUAUUCUUGCUCCCAUUUCUGUUUCACUUUUAGUCUUGCUUAUUGAUGAGCUUAGGAAGUGGGGCGUAAGGCAUCAUCCGAACUCUUUACUUGCUAAGAUUGCUUGGUAA
Melampsora larici-populina 98AG31 is the source of this 2979-nucleotide messenger RNA. RefSeq lists its product as uncharacterized. Lineage: Eukaryota; Fungi; Basidiomycota; Pucciniomycetes; Pucciniales; Melampsoraceae. The record is from RefSeq and is a predicted model, not a curated record. Gene Ontology annotation, molecular function: P-type sodium:potassium-exchanging transporter activity; ATP binding; ATP hydrolysis activity. Gene Ontology annotation, biological process: sodium ion export across plasma membrane; intracellular sodium ion homeostasis; proton transmembrane transport. The transcript is spliced from 24 exons. Gene Ontology annotation, cellular component: membrane. The annotation marks the transcript as partial.